GGACUGUCCGUCUGGCGGGCGGCGCGCGGGCGCGGGGCCUGGCCGGGCUAGUUCGCGUUCGCUCGCCUCGCCUAGCCGCGCCGCGAUGCCUGGGGGGAGCAGCGGGAGCCAAGAUGGGCACGGGAGGGCCGCGAGUCGCAGGCCGUCGCGGAGGAUUGGGCGGACCCGACGCGGGCGCCACGAGUCGGGCCUGGGGGGAGAGGGGGAGCGCGGGGUGGGCGAGGCGCGGCUGGAGGAGGCGGUGAACCGCUGGGUGCUGAAGUUCUACUUCCACGAGGCGCUGCGGGCCUUUCGGAGCGGCCGGUACGGGGACUUCCGGCAGAUCCGGGACAUCAUGCAGGCUCUGCUUGUGCGGCCCUUGGGAAAGGAACACACCAUCUCCCGGCUGCUGCGGAUUAUGCAGUGUCUGUCGCGUAUAGAAGAGGGGGAGAAUUUGGACUGUUCCUUUGAUAUGGAGGCUGAACUCACACCUCUGGAAUCCGCUAUCAAUGUGCUGGAGACCAUUAAAACGGAGUUUACUCUGACAGAGGCAGUGGUAGAAUCCAGUAGAAAACUGGUCAAGGAGGCUGCUGUCAUCAUUUGUAUCAAAACAAAGAAUUUGAAAAGGCUUCAAAAUUUUGAAAAACAUAUGUCCAAGGAUCCGACAACUCAGAAAUUGAGAAAUGACCUGCUGGGCAUUAUCCGAGAAAGGAAUGUCACACACCCAGUGAUUCAGAACUUUUCCUAUGAGGUCUUCCAGCAGAAGAUGUUGCGAUUCCUGGAGAGCCACAUGGAUGAUGCUGAGCCUUACCUCCUCACGAUUGCAAAGAGGGCUUUGAAAUGUGAGUCAUCUUCCUCCUCCUCCUCCUCCUCCUCUUCCGCUGCCACCACUGCUAACGUGCCUGUUGCUGCCACCAUGAAUUCGGCUCCUGCUGCCAGUGCCACAGUUAAUGCUGCUGCUGGUGCUGCUGUGGGUGAAGGUCCUGGGAAUAUGAAGAAAGACAAACAGCCGGCCCUGGAGCCUGUGGAGAAGCCACUCAAAGAACCCAUGAGACAGCUGCCUGAAAGUCCUUCUACAUUUGGAAUUUCGACUCUGAAAAGAGCCUUUAACAGCCUUUCGGAUUCACAAGAUCCUGAAGCAGCUUUCACUAAAUUGGACCAGAAGGAUGUUGUAGUUCCCCGUCCAGUGUCCCCUUCAGCAGCCCUCAAAAACAAGAGACAGAGACAAGAUGAGAGCUGUCCCCCAGAGUCUGCAGAUAACUCUGAACUGCAGCCCAAGAACAAGCGCAUGACAAUAAGCAGAUUGGUUCUGGAGCAGGACAGCCAGGGCAGUGAGCCGAGCGACAGCCCAGACUCCUCCCAGGAGACCGUUGUGUCUUCAGCCUCCAACCCACGGUUGCUGAAGCUGCACAAUCAGCCUCUGGCUGGGGAGAAGAGUCAUAAAGGACACAAAGACAAAUGGAACAGUUCUAAUGGGCUUGAAGAAAAGGAUUCCUGGUUGGAGGAGGAAGAACUCUUCCACGUCCAGGUUAAGCAUUUACUUGCUCGAAGAGCACUUCUACCAUUGAAAAUAAAGCCAAAGCUCUUGCAGUAUAGACAUACGGCUGAGCAGAAUAAACCCCCAGUUUCCACACCCUGGAGAGCAGGAUCAGAUGGAAACUCUUCAGUCCCUGGAACAAAAAAGCAGAAAUGGACUCUGCAAGAGAGUGAGUGGGUCAAGGCUGGAGUGAAAAAAUAUGGGGAAGGAAACUGGGUUGCUAUUUCCAAAAAUUUCCCCUUUGUUAACCGAACAGCUGUGAUGAUCAAGGACCGUUGGCGGACCAUGAAAAAACUGGGAAUGAACUGAAAACUUCUUUUAUUUUCUUGGAAUUAUAUGGGGCACAUCUUCAAAAAAUAGCCCUCUAUUUCAUGCUUUAUUUCAGAAGUUGGGCUGGGGUGACAAGAGUUCUGGGCAGCCUGCUUCUUUGGUUGGGGAGGUCCAUGUCCUGCUUUUGUGCUGUCAGAAAGCCAUCGGAGUUAAAAAGGUAGAAGGAGAGCCCCCACCUAGCCUUCCUGCAGUUUGGGGAGGAGCAGGACGCAGUCAAAUUCCAAGUUCUCUCGUGGUUUAAAUCAGAACUGAAACCCGCCGCGGGUCAGGAGGAAGAGUGGAGUUUGUCAAGAUGUCUCUCCCCCACCCCCGUGAGAGCAUCCUGAAGUCCCAAGUGUGAGUGAGUAUUCUUUUGAGUCCAUUGGCCCCAGGCAAAAUGUCAGCUGCAACAGACAAAGAGCAGCCUCCAUCGGGAGCCUGGGCGGAGAAGAGCUGCAUCUGUGUCAUGGAAGAAGAGAGUUUUCACCAGUUGUGAUCCACCCGGCCCCUACACUGCUGCGGCAUUGCUGCUUGUCUUUCCUGGGCCAGACAGGCAGCUUGGAGCCUUGAUUCCCGUGUGGCUGAAGUGGUGGGGUUUUUUUUCUUUUUGUAAAAUUGGUGUUGUAGGUGAGCUUAGUCCUUCCUCUUCUACUCUGGACUCUGGAAGCUUUAAAGAAGCCUGAAUAUAGCCCAUAGUUCUGUUCUUAGUUUGUGAAAUGUUUGCAGCUGCUUGAUUCCCCUCGUUGUGCUUUUAAAGGUUGGUGUGUUGUCACGCUGGAGCUCACCACUCCUUCUGGCUCCUUCCGUAAUGUUUUGUGCUUACCAUCUUCUUGGACACCCUUGGGGAAAGGCCUGAAGGUCUCUUUUUAGCCACAACUCUCGGUAAAAUGUUUUCUGUAAUUUUUUUUUUAAGGUGAAUACUAAUUAUUGUCCAUUACUUGUGGCAUUCUUCAUUAAAAUACUGUUUCCCUCGCA
Dromiciops gliroides (monito del monte) is the source of this 2800-nucleotide messenger RNA. RefSeq names its product telomeric repeat binding factor 2 (gene TERF2). Lineage: Eukaryota; Metazoa; Chordata; Mammalia; Microbiotheria; Microbiotheriidae. Gene Ontology annotation, cellular component: nucleus; shelterin complex; chromosome, telomeric region. Gene Ontology annotation, biological process: negative regulation of telomeric D-loop disassembly; regulation of telomere maintenance via telomerase; protection from non-homologous end joining at telomere. Gene Ontology annotation, molecular function: G-rich strand telomeric DNA binding; protein homodimerization activity; double-stranded telomeric DNA binding. The record is from RefSeq and is a predicted model, not a curated record. Bases 86 to 1825 code for a protein of 579 amino acids. The transcript has 11 exons.